AUGUCGAAUUUAAAGACGACUGCAGCAACGUCUUCUGAAGCCGCAGCAGAUUCCAGCUCCAGCAGCGUCAAUGAUGGAUUCCACCACGCCCGAAGAGGCGAAGUAACUGACGAUGUAUCUGCUAGCGAGGCCAUCGAUGGAUAUGAUGCCGAGCGCAUGCGUGCGCGUACUGCAUUAACAGUAGAAGAAGAAAAGAGGCUCAUUAGACGAAUUGACUGGCACCUUAUGCCUUUAUGUUCUAUCAUAUUCAUGUUCAAGAAUUUGGAUUCGGACAACGUUUCAAAUGCUCGUAUUAUGAAUAGAGGAACUCCUGACAAUAUCAUGACGCAGUUGGGGUUGACGUCCGAUGAAUAUGCUUUGGUUACCGUCUUAUACUAUAUACCAUAUAUAGUCGGAGAAGCACCUUCGAAUCUACUGCUUAAGAGAUUCUCACCUUCACAUUGGCAGUCGAGAAUUAUGAUUACAUGGGGAAUUAUGCUGGCAUGCCACGUCGCUGUUAAGAAUAAAGAGGGUUUAUACGUGACGAGAUUUCUUCUGGGUUUAGCGGAAGCUGGAAUGUUUCCGGGAAUUAUACUGCAAAUGACCUACUGGUAUCGACCAGAUGAAAUGUCUCUCAGGCUUCUCUACUUCUAUAUAUGCGGGAAUCUGAGUGGAAUAUUUAGUGGAAUCCUUGCGUUCGCCUUUGACCAUGCUUCGGGAGCAGGGGGGUUAUCUGGAUGGCAGUGGUUAUUCCUGGUUGAAGCAAUAGCAACAAUUAUCAUGGGAGUCGGCGUAUGGUUCCUCUUACCGGACUUUCCCGAGACAGCGUCUUGGUUGACAGAUAAGGAGAAAGCAUUCAUACAAGCACGGCUCCCGUCAAAUUCCCCAAGGGCUGCAGAACAGGAUUUCAAGCUCAGCGAAAUUAUUUCAUCCUUAAAGGAUAAGAGGUUAUGGCUCUUCACUUCUAUCUGGGCUUUCUUCACGGUUGGGACUUCGGGGGUGCGCUUCUAUCAGCCAACAGUCAUUGCAGACCUUGGUUUUACUUCAAUUGCGCAGGCGCAGCUUCUUAACCUCCCCAUCACGAUCCUAGGCCUCAUCGUGAUCGGCAUAUCUGGGGUCUUCGCCGAUAACGGCCGGCUUCCAAGACCGUUAUAUCCGCUCUCUUUCCUCACUAUCAUUCUCGCGUGUUACGGGGUUUUAGUGGCAUACCCUAAUAGCGGCGCUGUUUAUGCGGCGACCAUGAUUGGAAAUGCUGUUACCAGUGCCUGGUACCCUAUGAUGUGGCCGUGGCGUGUUCAGACGACCAGCCGGGCAACUGGGUCUGCAUUCUCUAUUGGAUUUGUAAAUAGCUACGGCCAGAUCGGAGGUGCUAUCGGUCCUCAGAUCUUUAGGAGUGCUUACGCACCACGGUACCAAACAUCUUUUGCUAUAGCCAUGGCUCUCGUAGCAUGCUGCAUUAUCACUACCCUAAUAACCUGGUGGGUCACCCGCCAGACUGAGAGCGAUACGCGGAAGCUUAAGCUGGCGAGAAUUGCCGCUGCCAAGAAGGAUGAUACUAUUCUAGACGAUGUAGUGGAUAAUGACUUGAAGAAAAAAAGUGAUAUAUCUGCGGAAGUUUGA
This is a messenger RNA of Daldinia childiae, 1599 nucleotides long. RefSeq lists its product as uncharacterized. Gene Ontology annotation, molecular function: transmembrane transporter activity. Gene Ontology annotation, biological process: transmembrane transport. The record is from RefSeq and is a predicted model, not a curated record. The transcript is spliced from 11 exons. Bases 1 to 1599 code for a protein of 532 amino acids. Lineage: Eukaryota; Fungi; Ascomycota; Sordariomycetes; Xylariales; Hypoxylaceae. Gene Ontology annotation, cellular component: membrane.